Messenger RNA from Colletotrichum spaethianum, 4236 nucleotides. RefSeq names its product nucleoporin NUP133. Lineage: Eukaryota; Fungi; Ascomycota; Sordariomycetes; Glomerellales; Glomerellaceae. The coding region runs from base 1 to 4236 and encodes 1411 amino acids. Gene Ontology annotation, biological process: poly(A)+ mRNA export from nucleus; transcription-dependent tethering of RNA polymerase II gene DNA at nuclear periphery; protein import into nucleus. The transcript has 2 exons. Gene Ontology annotation, cellular component: nuclear pore outer ring. The record is from RefSeq and is a predicted model, not a curated record. Gene Ontology annotation, molecular function: structural constituent of nuclear pore; protein binding.
AUGUUUUCUCCCUCCAUGAACGAGGGCGGGCCGGCUACGGCUACGCGAAGCAGAAGAAGACAGCGACCGGCCAGCAAUGAAAGUCUCGCACAGCAACCCAAGGCGAAGCGCCAACGCGUUCCCUUGACCGAGCAGACCUUCGUCAAUCCUGAUGUGUCCGCGCCUACGGGCCCCGAGAUGUACGAGGUCAAGUCUGACAAGGUUGCGACGCUCGACGUGCGGCAAGACGGCAUCGAGAACCAGAACCCCAUCACACCUACCCCGAGAAAAGAGCUCAGCGUGCGCGCGAAAAAGCCUAAAGGAGGAGAUAGGCCAACCAAGGGUGAUGGAAGCGUUGUUUUGGUAGGUUCAAAUGCGUUCGCGUUACCCCCCGCCAAGCUAACGAUUAUCCGCCAGACGACGAACAAUGCUUACACCGUGAGCAAACUGCCCGCGCUGCCAGACCGUAUCCGCGCAGAUGCUUCAGCCCAGCAACACGGCGACAUCUUCUCGAACCGCUACGCCCUCAGUCUCAGCCAUACUCACGCGAUUGUUUGGCCGUACACGGACCCUUCUCAAUCCCCCGAGACAUUCACCUUUACCCUUCCGUAUCCUUCGAAACAUUCAUCAGAGCCUCUCCCGCUGGGUUGUCUGGUGUCGCCAUCAGCUUCGUCGACCGAACCCGGCCUGGUUGUUGUUAUGCCCGUCAGUGGUAAGAUCGCGUACUGGGAAUCCAUCACAAGUGCCGCGACUUUAGACUUUAUCCGUCAACAGCGACAUGGCGUAGAGGGCUCAAUAUCGGGCAUGUUCUCUGGCGAGAAGGUUAUUCAAAUCGCCAACGCCGAGUCCGCCGGCUUCGUUCUGGCGUUUAGCAGCGGCCGACUGGCCUACAUGAGCGUCCGAGACGGCCACGGCAGACCCAUGAUUUCGGUUCAAUUUCUCCGUACGAGCCUGGGAUCUACGAAUGGUGGAAUUUUUGGCAGCAUCCGCCAUGCUUUGACACAAACUUCCGGGCGGGGAGACAUCGCCGCUGUUCGAGCGGAGCGCACUUCUCGAGUCGGCGAACGGAACGUCGUGGCUGCUACCCUCAAGGGCAGGCUGCACGCCUGGAAGAUUCAUCGUGGAGGACAUCAUGAGACCAUUGUGGAGGCAGACAUGCAAGAAGAGAUCGUCGAGGCCAUCCGUGAAGUUGACCCCUCAGCAACCGACUUCCAUCCCGAGACUUUCGAAGUUGUUGACUUCGCUUUCGUGCCUAAGGGUUUGGAAGAGAAGUACCGGGAGAUGAGCAGGCUUAGCGACGCCAUGGCUUCAGCCGACGUCAACUUGCAGCAUCUACUGCUGCUCGUCAGCCUCACCAGAAAGAAGGAGUCGCAUUACUCUUUGGUGGAGGUCAUUAUGUCGCCAGCUUCAGCGCAGGUCGGUAUGGUCCGUCCUAUUUCCUCCUACAAGACACGCUUCAGCCCUGCGAAUCCAGUACAAUCCACCCGGCCUCGUCUGCAUCUUCCUCGGCCAGCUCUUGUGGCAUUCCUCAUCUUCGACAAGGCUGUGGUUUUGGCAUCUAUUGGUGUUCCUCCGGAGUCGCCAGACGCCCAACUCCAGGAGGACAACCACAUCAUUCCUCCUACCUACGAAGAUGUGAUCAACUUUUCCGACAACAACCAGUCAGAGAUUCUUGGAUCGGGUUUCGAGGAGCCGCAGACGGCCAGCGGCGGCCACGAUGAGUCCAGAAGUCGCCAAAAGACGAAGAACCCAGCAGUCGUUUUGAUGGUCCGCGGUACGGGCAUUGUACGACUUACGACGACAGAUAUCGACAGAUUUGGCAGUGACAAACCCCCCAAAGUCACACCAAAGAGCAAGCUUGAACAGGCCGUCUUUUUUGGCAACAAGCAAGAUACCCCUUUGAUUUUCGAUGUCAGGAAAGGUGUUCAAUUCUCGGACCAGGAAAUGGCGGAAGCUGCGCUGCAGCUUAGCCAAGAAAUCAUGAGCUCCUCAACAUCGCACAUCUCAUCACUGCCGGCAUCUUUGGAAGACAACCUUAGCACUCGCUGCCUCGCUCUUGAGCGGUUGAUGCUGCACCUAAAGACAACCAAGGUCAACUUGGGCCGUCGUACUCGGUGGCUAUUGCUUUCCCACGCCGAGAAGAUGAUGGUUUCAACGGUUCUCUGGAAGCGCCACGAGGCCUUUACGAAUGAACGACCUGCCAACGACAAGAAGGAUCUGAUUGCGGAGAUUGUCGAGUUCAUCCACCAGGACGAGAAGACUAACCCCAACCGUAGCGCAGGAGAAGUCGACCGUGUGAGACACUGGUUUGUUCAUGACGUUGGCAGGCUCGAGAUCUUCAUUGCCUGGGCCUACGAAGUGAUCAAGUAUAUUUAUAAGGAUCACAUCAUGGACGACGUUCACAUUACUCGUCUCAUGUACGAGGCUCAGCAGGUGAACCUAGUUGCUCUCAUGACGGCUCUGGAAUACCGGCAAAGGAAGCUUUCAUUCUACGGACUCGAGGAUGAGGAGCUGGAUUUCGGCAUUGUGCGCGAGAACUACGACGACCUCCCUGAACCCUGGACUGGGUGUCACUACAUUGGCAACAAUUUGAAGCGUCUCCUCGAGCUUUGUCACACGUGGCUCGACCAGUACUACCCCCCGAAGGAAAAGAUCAAGGACAAAUCGAAGCAACCGGACCCCGUGCUUCUCGAGAAGAUCAACUCGGAGAUCGCUAACCUCACUGACCUGUAUCUUGUUUCACUUCUCGAGGCGUCUCGCUGGAACGCCGCGCAGCAGGAUGCGAAGGCUCAGAAGUGGUCGGACCAUCUUGCAAAGCUCUACGACACGGACCGCAACGACAAGGUUCUUGCACUUCUCCGCCUAGGCAAGUGGGACGAGAGCAUUAGCAUUGCCGAGAAACACCGAUGCUGGAAAGCGUUGGCUCUAGCCAUGAUUGAGCAGAUCAAUAGCCUUAGGAGCGAGGCGACUGUGUCAAGAUCGCAAGCCGAUGCUCGUGAACUCACCAAAAAGGCCGAGGCGAAGGAGAAGCGGAUUGGCGAUUACUUCGACAAGUAUGGCGAGGCCUUUGCCUUCCCCACGUACGACAUUUUGCUAGACAACGCCGGCGUCCAGGCUGUACUGGAUUUCCAAUACGACAACCACGGGUUCAGGACGAAGUUCCUCAGACAAAAGCCUGAACUCGCCAAGAUUUCCUGGAUCAACGAUAUCCAAGGCGAGGACGACAUGAAUCACGCAGCAGAGACGCUUCUUGAUCUGGGCCUCACCCGUGAGCAGCAAGUUUGGAACAAGAAGAUUGAGCUGAGUCUUGGAAAGCUUACGCUCAUGGCCGAAUCGCAAAAGCCUCCUUCAUCCGAUCUCUUCGGAUUCAAGCGUACCAAGACCGAGGUUGAGGAACUCUCUGAAGAUCAGAUUGAAGCCAUCGACAACCAGCUGGGUCUCAUUAAGAUUCAAGACGAGCUCUAUGCUCAAGUCUUCCCUUCUGUUCAAACGGCUGUGGACGAAAGCGCAGAGCUGCAACUGGCCAUGGAGAACCACUGCCUGCACAUCCCGAAGAAGCAGAAGGCACUGAUUCAACUCUUCGAGAACAGCAUGAGACGGCUCCUCAGACAUGAAGCUCUGGAUGUCAUGUCUCUCAUUGAUCUGCUCACGCUCAUCAGCCUCUCGCCUGAGACUGCUGCUGACAUUGCCGAUCCAUUCUACCUUGCUCUGGUGGCAGCCUCGUACGCUCUCCAGGGUGAGGAGUUGAAGAUGGCCAAGCGUCUCAUCUGGAGACGCUGUUUCAUUCGUGACGACUGGACAAAGCUGAACGACACUCAGUUGAAGGACGACUCUGUUGUUGAGGAAAAGCUCGCCCGCACCACGUUGUUCAGUGCCUUCAUUUCCUGCUACCAAUACCGUACGCUUUCACGGCCCCCAGCCUACACAUGUUCAUACACUGAUUCUGUCACAGAGACGCUUGAUGAUCCCUUCCAGCCAACCCGACCAUCGGACGCGCUGGGCGCUUACGUCGAGGACCUCGACAGCCGCUUCGCCUCCAUGGAGAAGUCCUACAGGGACAAGCUCCUGGAUGCGAUGAAGUGGGAGGACUCUAUCUUGCGCAAGUACAUCGACAAGGCGCGUCUCGAAGAGUGGACUCGCACGACGGCCGAGACGGCCGAGGCUACCGUCGCGCAGUCGGUGGACGAGGCGACGAGGGCCGCCACGGAGGAGGCAUCGGAUGAGUUCACGAACGGAAAGGCAAAUGGCGUGCACUAG